This is a messenger RNA of Acomys russatus (golden spiny mouse), 7961 nucleotides long. RefSeq names its product stabilin 2 (gene Stab2). NCBI's taxonomy places the organism in Eukaryota, Metazoa, Chordata, Mammalia, Rodentia, Muridae. The transcript is spliced from 69 exons. Gene Ontology annotation, molecular function: calcium ion binding; hyaluronic acid binding. Gene Ontology annotation, biological process: cell adhesion. The record is from RefSeq and is a predicted model, not a curated record. The coding region runs from base 144 to 7829 and encodes 2561 amino acids.
UCAGUCAGGCCUCACCUACCUUCCCUUUCUAAACAGGGAAAGGAAAGUUCCAAAGGGUAGACAUAGACAUGAGAAAGAAUUCUCCAGGCACUCAUCAAAGCAAGAUAAAAUAGUUUAGCUCACCUUGACGACUAGAGCCUGGAAUGGAAAGGAGCAAGCAUCCUCUCAGCAUGCUACUGCCUUUAAUCCCCCUCUUCCUGGGAUUGGUUGUGCAAAACACCUGCUCCCCAGCUGAAGCACCAGGACCGGGGAAAAGAUGUGAUAAGAAGUCUUUUCUAACAAUCAAGACAGAGUGCCAGUCCUGCUCGAUUAUUUCGGCAGUCAAGUGUCCACUUGGCUACAGCAUGGUUACCAAUGUCUCUUUGGGGGUUCGAGAUUGCAGAUUUUUGUUUGAGAUCAGAGCAUACAGCGUGGUUCUCCCUGGAUGCCGCCACAUAUGUAGGAAGGACUUCCUACAACCUCAAUGCUGUCCAGGACACUGGGGACCAGACUGCAUGGAGUGCCCAGGAGGAGCAGAGUCACCGUGCAACGGCAGGGGCACUUGUGAUGAAGGCAUGGAAGGAACCGGACGCUGCUCUUGCCGAGCGGGCUUUCGUGGAACAGCCUGUGAAAUCUGUGCCACUGACAACGUUUUUGGGCCCAAUUGUUCAUCAGUGUGCAGCUGUGUCCACGGUAUGUGCCACAGCGGUCUCCAUGGUGACGGGACCUGUGAGUGCUUCUCUGCGUACAGGGGCCCCAAGUGUGACAAGCCCAUCCCUGAGUGUGCAGCCUUGCUCUGCCCAGAAAGCUCCCGGUGCUCACCUUCCAGCACAGACGAAACCAAACUCCAAUGCAAAUGCCUUCCCGGUUACGAGGGCGAUGGCCAAAACUGCAAGGCCAUCAACCCAUGUUUAAAGAACAUCUGCCACCCUCACGCAACUUGUUCCUACCUGGCACCAAAUCGACACAGCUGUGUAUGCCAAGAAGGCUACCAAGGGGACGGCCAAGUGUGUCUCCCAGUAGAUCCCUGCCAAACAAACUUUGGAAACUGUCCUAUGAGAUCGACAGUGUGCAAGUACGAUGGGCCUGGCAAGUCUCACUGCGAGUGUAAAGAACAUUACCAUAAUUUUGUCCCUGGAGUGGGGUGCAGUAUGACCGACGUCUGUGAAUCAAACAACCCAUGUCAUAAGAAUGCAAACUGCAGCACAGUCACACCAGGCCAAACCCAAUGCACUUGCCAUAAAGGUUACGUGGGCGAUGGCCUGACCUGCUAUGGAAACAUCAUGGACAGACUCAGGGAGAUAAAUAUUGAACCCAGAGGACCGUGGCAAGGAAGGCUGACAUCUUUCCUCUACAUCCUGGACAGAAUCCAUGUCUGGCAACUGAGCGCCCUGGGACCCUUCACUGUGCUGCUGCCCUCAGACAAGGGACUAAAAGGAAUUGAUGUAAAGGAGCUCUUGACGGACAGACAGGCUGCUUGGUACUUCGUGAAGCUCCACAUCAUUCCUGGGCAAAUGAGCACGGAACAGAUGAAUGGCACAGACACCUUCUAUACCUUGACGGGGAAGUCAGGGGAAAUCUUCAACAGGGAUAAGGACAAUCAACUACAGCUCAAACUUUAUGGAGGCAGUGUGGUGAAAAUUAUCCAGGGGAACAUAGUGGCUUCCAAUGGGCUGAUCCAUAUCCUUGACAGAGCCAUGGACAAGAUAAAGCCCACACUUGAGAGCAACCCCCAGCAAGCCAUCAUGACAAUACUACAACCAAGAUAUGGCAAGUUCAGAUCUAUGAUAGAGGAAACUUAUAUGGGAGAGAUCCUAGAUGAAGGUCGCUUUCAUGGUUUAUACACCAUUUUUGUCCCAAGUAAUGAAGCUCUGAAUAACAUGAAGGCUGGAACCCUCGAUUACCUCCUUUCUCCAGAGGGCUCUCGGAAACGUCUGGAACUUGUCAGAAACCACAUUAUCCCACUUACCAAGCUGGAAGUGGCCACUCUCGUUUCGACACCUCACAUCAAUACCAUGGCCAACCAGAUGAUGCGGAUUAACAUAACCAGCAAUGGGCAGAUUCUGGUAAACGACGUAGCUGUGGAAGAAACCGAGGUCGCUGCCAAAAGUGGCCUAAUUUACACGCUGUCCGGAGUUCUCAUUCCUCCCUCCAUCGUCCCGAUUCUUCCCCACCGAUGUGAUGAAACGAAGAGAGAGCUAAAACUGGGCACUUGCGUGAGCUGUUCCCUGAUAAAUUGGAGCAAAUGUCCUGCUGACUCGGAGGCCACAGCCAUCUUCACACACAAAUGUAUCUACAACAGCAAAGUGUGGAACGUGAGGAGAGGCUGUGCCCGAUACUGUAAUGCCACUGUGAAGGUACCAAAAUGCUGUAGAGGAUUCUUCGGGCCUGACUGCAACCCAUGUCCGGGAGGGUUCUUGAACCCCUGUUCUGGAAAUGGGGAGUGCAUGGACGGCCUCGGUGGCAACGGGACCUGCAUUUGUGAGGACGGCUUCCACGGCUCCAGGUGUCAGUUCUGCUCCAACCCCAACAGAUACGGACCUCACUGUAACAGAGCCUGCCUGUGUGUUCACGGAACAUGUGAUAACAGAGUAGACAGCGAUGGAGCCUGCCUCUCCGGAACGUGCAGAAAGGGCAUGGUGGGGAGGUUCUGUGACAAGAAGACUUCCGCCUGCGGGCCCUAUGUGCAGGUCUGUCACAUCCAUGCCACCUGUGAAUACAUCAAUGGGUCAGCCAGCUGUGUCUGCAAUGCGGGCUAUGAAGGGGAUGGAUCUCUCUGUUCUAAGAAGGACGCGUGCGUGGAGUCAUCCUCCAGAGGAGGCUGCAGCCCAAAUGCCAAAUGCAUCCAAACUGCCACAGGGACAUACAGCUGUGUGUGCCAGCAGGGCUGGACAGGAAACGGAAGAGACUGUGUAGAGAUCAACAACUGCCUGCUACCUGGCACAGGUGGCUGCCAUGACAAUGCUACCUGCUUAUAUGUAGGCCCUGGGCAGAAUGAAUGUGAGUGCAAAAAAGGAUUCCGAGGAAACGGGAUUGAGUGUGAACCAGUCAUUUCGUGUUUGGAACAAACAGAGAAAUGCCACCCCCUGGCCACCUGUCGGUCUACUUCUUCUGGUGCUUGGAGCUGCGUUUGUCGAGAGGGCUAUGAAGGAGAUGGCUUCCUGUGCUAUGGAAAUGUGCUCGUGGAACUAUCGUUCCUCUCUGAAGCAGCUAUGUUUCACCAGUGGAUCACCAACACUUCCCUGCAGUCCAUGCUGUCAGCCACCUCGAAUCUCACUGUCCUCGUGCCGUCCCAGCAAGCCAUCGAGGGCAUGGACCAGAAUGAGAAAGCCUUCUGGUUGUCAGGGAACAAUAUUCCAGCCCUGAUAAAACACCACACCCUACAGGGCACAUAUGGAGUGGCCGAUCUGCAGACCCUGGCGUCCUCGCGCUUGCUAGCAACAUUCUUGCAGGGAAGCUUCCUUCACCUGGACAAGGCAGAUGGGAAUAUCACCAUUGAGGGGGCAUCCAUUGUGGACGGUGACAAUGCAGCCACAAACGGAGUGAUACACAUCAUCAACAAGGUUCUGGUCCCUAAAAGAGGUCUAACUGGCUCCUUACCAAACCUCCUCACCCGUCUGGACCAGAUGCCUGACUAUUCCAUCUUCCGAGGCUACAUCAUUCGAUACAAUCUGGCCCACGCUAUCGAGGCUGCCAACGCCUACACUGUGUUUGCUCCAAACAACGGAGCCAUGGAGAACUACACCAGACAGAGGAAAGCCGCAAUUCUAAGGGAAGACAUAAUUCAGUACCAUGUGGUCCUGGGGGAGACACUCCUGAAGAAUGACUUGCACAAUGGCAUGCACCGAGAGACCAUGCUGGGGUCCUCCUUCCUCCUCACCUUCGUUCUCCACAACGACCAGCUAUAUGUCAAUGGAGCUCCAAUAAACUACACCAACGUGGCCACUGACAAAGGAGUGAUCCAUGGGCUGGGGAAAGUUGUGGGAAUUCAGAGGAAUAGAUGUGACACUAAUGAUACCAUUAUUAGGAGUGGGAAGUGUGAGAAGUGUUCCAAUCAUGCAGUCUGCCCACUCGGGACAAAACCUGUCGGUUGGGGAAGGAAAUGCAUCUAUACCAUGUACUUCAUGGGGAAACGAUCCAUACUCAUUGGAUGCCAGCCAAAGUGUGCGAAGAGCACCAUCACGAAAGCAUGCUGUGCUGGCUACUUUGGCCCACAAUGCCACCCCUGCCCCAGCAAAGGUCAGAAUGUGUGCUCUGGGAACGGCUUCUGCCUAGAUGGCCUCAAUGGCACCGGCACGUGCGAGUGUGGGCAGGGCUUCAAUGGGACAGCCUGCGAGACCUGCACAGAGGGCAAGUACGGUGCCCACUGCGACCAAGAAUGCUCUUGUGUCCAUGGGAGAUGUAGCCAAGGCCCCUCAGGCGACGGCUCCUGUGACUGUGAAGUUGGCUGGCGAGGUGUGCAAUGCGACAGUGAGAUCACAAAAGACAAUUGCAAUGGAACCUGCCACACCAGUGCCAACUGCCUCCUCGACCCAGAUGGCAAAGCCUUCUGCAAAUGUGCGGCAGGGUUCCAAGGGAACGGAACAGUCUGCACAGCCAUCAAUGCCUGUGACAUCAGCAAUGGAGGAUGCUCUGCCAAGGCUUAUUGUAAAAGAACCACACCAGGAAGUCGCAUGUGUUUGUGCAAGGCUGGCUAUACAGGCGACGGCAUCGUGUGCCUUGAAAUAAACCCAUGUUUGGAGAACAACGGCGGUUGUGACAAGAAUGCAGAGUGCACUCAGACGGGACCCAAUCAGUCCGUCUGUAACUGCUUGCCAAAGUACACUGGAGAUGGGAAGGUCUGCACGCUCAUCAACGUCUGCCUCACCAAUAAUGGAGGCUGCAGUCCAUUUGCCAUCUGCAAUCACACUGGACAAGAUCAAAGGAUAUGCACCUGCAAGCCGAACUACACGGGGGACGGAUUCAUCUGCCGUGGCAACAUCUACGAGGAACUGCCUAAGUACCCAGCAACAUCCCAGUAUUUCUUCCAGUUACAGGAGCAUGCUGUCCGAGAGCUGGCUGGACCUGGCCCCUUUACGGUGUUUGCGCCUUCAUCCAACUCCUUCAAUCAGGAGCCCAAAAUUGCAGAGUGGGCUCAGCAAGGCCUCAUGCCUCAGGUUCUUCGGUACCAUGUGGUUGCCUGCCAACAGCUGCUGCUGGAAAGCCUAAAAGUGACCAGGAAUGCCACAACCCUCCAAGGCGAGCCAAUUUCCAUUUCUGUCUCUCAGGACACUGUGUAUAUCAACGAUAAGGCAAAGAUCCUGUCCAGUGACAUCAUCAGCACCAACGGAGUCAUCCACAUCAUAGACAAACUGCUGUCUCCCCAAAACUUGAUUAUCACCCCCAAAGAUGCCUCAGGCAAUGUUCUGCAGAAUCUCACUACAGUGGCAGUAAACCAUGGAUAUACCAGAUUCAGCAAGUUAAUACAGGACUUGGACUUGCUGAGUGUCAUCACUGACCACAUCCACACCCCAGUCACUCUCUUCUGGCCCACGGACAAAGCCCUCCAAGCCUUGCCCCAGGAGCAACAGGACUUCCUGUUCAGUCAAGACAACAGGGACAAGCUGAAGGAGUACCUGAAGUUCCACGUGAUCCGGGAUUCCAAGAUUUUAGCUUCAGACCUCUCCAGGUAUGCUUCCUGGAAGACCCUGCAAGGUUCAGAGCUGAGUGUCAAGUGUGGAACUGGCAGUGACAUCGGUGAGCUCUUUCUGAAUGGACAAACGUGCAGGAUCAUACAGCGGGAGCUCUUGUUUGACCUGGGCAUGGCCUAUGGCAUCGACUGCUUUCUAACAAAUCCCACCCUGGGUGGCCGAUGUGACACUUUUACUACCUUCAGUGUUUCGGGGGACUGUGGGAGCUGUGACAGUACUCCCAGAUGCCCACGAUGGAGCAAACCAAAGGGUGUGACGCAGAAGUGUGUGUACAUCUCGUCGCUCUACAGGAAGAAACUGGAUGGCUGCCAGCAGCUGUGCUCCCUGGUGAUCCCAGUCGUCAGAUGCUGCAAGGGUUACUUCAUGCCAAGCUGUCAGGCCUGCCCUGGAGGACCAGACACGCCAUGUAAUAACCGGGGCAUCUGCCGUGAUUAUUACUCAAUCACAGGACAGUGCCAAUGCCACAUAGGUUUCAACGGGACAGCCUGCGAGCUCUGCUGGCCUGGCAGAUUUGGGCCGGACUGUCAGCCCUGUGACUGCUCAGAACACGGACAGUGCGACGAGGGGAUCACAGGCUCUGGACAGUGCUUUUGUGAAACAGGGUGGACAGGCCGCUUCUGUGACACUCGCACAGUUGUCCUUCCAGUGUGCACACCUCCUUGUUCUGUGCAUGCCACCUGUAUGGAGAACAACACGUGUGUGUGUAACUUGAAUUACGAAGGCGAUGGGAUCACGUGCACAGUCGUGGAUUUCUGCAAGCAGAACAACGGAGGCUGUGCAAAGGUCGCCAAGUGCUCCCAGAAUGACACGCAAGUCUCCUGCAGCUGCAGGAAGGGCUACAGGGGGGAUGGCUACAGCUGCAUAGAGAUAGACCCCUGCACAGAUGGUGUCAAUGGAGGAUGUCAUGAGCAUGCUACCUGCAGGAUGACUGGCCCGGGCAGGCGCAAGUGUACGUGUAAGAGUCACUACGUGGGGGACGGAGUGGACUGUGAGCCUGAAGAGCUGCCCAUGGACCGCUGCUUACAGGACAAUGGGCAGUGCCACCCAGAUGCCACCUGUGCGGACCUUCACUUCGAGGACUCUACGGUUGGCGUGUUCCACCUACGCUCCCCACUGGGCCAGUACAAACUGACCUUUGACAAAGCCAAAGAGGCCUGUGCCAAGGAAGCUGCAUCCAUAGCCACCUACAACCAGCUCUCCUAUGCCCAGAAGGCUAAUUAUCACCUCUGCUCAGCUGGCUGGCUGGAGAGCGGGCGGGUCGGCUACCCCACUACCUAUGCCUCUCAGAAGUGCGGUGCAAAUGUUGUUGGGAUAGUGGACUAUGGAACCAGGACCAACAAGAGUGAAAUGUGGGAUGUCUUCUGUUACCGGAUGAAAGAUGUGAAUUGCACCUGCAAGGCAGGCUAUGUGGGCGAUGGCUUCUCGUGCCACGGGAACCUGCUGCAAGUCCUCAUGUCCUUCCCCUCACUCACGAACUUCCUGACGGAGGUGCUGGCUUUUUCUAACAGCUCAGCCCGAGGCCGGGCAUUUCUGAAACACCUGACCGACCUGUCCAUCCGUGGCACCCUAUUCGUGCCACAGAACAGUGGGCUACCCGAAAAUAAGAGCCUGUCUGGGCGGGACAUCGAGCACCACCUCACUAAUGUCAACGUCUCUUUUUACAAUGACCUUGUCAAUGGCACCGUUCUGAGGACUAGGCUGGGAAGCCAACUACUCAUUACCUGCAGCCAGGACCAGCUCCGCCAAGAGACGAGGUUUGUGGAUGGAAGAGCCAUUCUGCAGUGGGACAUCUUCGCCUCCAACGGGCUCAUUCAUAUCAUCUCUGAGCCUUUGAAAGCACCUCCCACACCGCCGACUGCUGCCCACUCUGGCCUGGGGACAGGCAUAUUCUGUGCUGUCAUCCUGGUCGCUGGUGCAAUUGCUCUGGCUGCCUAUUCUUACUUCCGGCUAAACAAGAGAACAACUGGCUUCCAGCGUUUUGAGUCAGACGACAACAUUGAUGUCUCAGCUUUCGGCAAGCAGCAGCCAUCGGGGAAUAUCACCAACCCUUUGUAUGAGACCUCAACGCCGGCACCCCCUGAGUCUUCCUGUGACCCUUUCACCGACUCUGAAGAUCAGGAGCUGGAGAGCAGCGACCCUCUGGGAGUCCUGAAGUCCUGAUGUGAGCAGCCAGCAACAGCCACUCGCUACCACAAGAGCCCUGAGCCAUCGCCGUCCACUGUGAAUUCUCAACACCAGCCGUCUCUUGGAUCAUUUGCUGUUUUAAUAUAUGAGACACUCAGAAACCAUCCC